GGAGGGGGGUUAGGCAGACGGAUAGUCGAUGUUGAGUGAGCCACCGGUGGAGGAGAGAUCGUCACCGAUGGGAAAGCUGGCAGACAAGUGGUCGAUGCAUGGGGAGGAUUGCGAGAGACAGGGGGACAGUGUUCAGGUGGGGGAGGGCCAGACUGUCGCGGUGGAUGAAGAAGUGGGAGUAGAAGGGCCGGGUCCCGUGGAGCGAGGGACCAGUCGAGUAAAGCGGCUAGCGUUGGGGCAGUUGGUCUUUUUUGGAGACGACGGGUGGAGAGGCAGAAGGCGGUCGGGAGGCACGAUCCCGGCGUUCCGUCCGCAUAAGGUGGGUGAUCUGGAGGUCCUCAAUGGUGAAUUGGGAGGGGUCGAGAGAGGCAGUGUCGAAGACGUCAUCGAAGGUGGGUGGAGUGGUGUCGUUAUGGAAAAAACGAAAGCAGGAGGGAGCAGGUGCGGACUGGUGAUGGGGGUGGAGGAGUCUAUCGUGGUGAAGCAUGCGAGAGAGGAGGUCAACAAGGGGCAUGUCGGGUUCGUGGGCGAGGGCGGUUGCAAGGUCUUUGUGGCAUACUCCUUUGAUGCGGGAGAUGAACGCAAAGUCGGGAAUGACGGUGGUGGGGAGGUGAUGGUGGAGGGAGCAGAUGUAUUGGACGAGGCGGUCUGUGGGACCGGUCUGGCGGAGGUGACAAAAUUGUUCGAGGUAGUCAUCAAUGGUUUUCUGGGGGCGGAAGGUGGCAAUGAGAAGUUUGGCCCAUUGGAGGAAGGAGUGACGUGGUCCUCCGGAGGCUCGGCGGUUGCUGACUUCAGCAAUCCACCAUUUGGCGGCAUUGCCGAGGAGGCGGGAGGUGGCAAUGGGGAGCCAGUGGGCAAGGGGCAUGCGGUGGAGGUGAAAAGAGUUCUGGAGCUGGGCGGUGUGUUGGAUGCGCCGGAUGAGGGAGGAGGUGGGGGGAACGAAACGAUGGUGGGGGUUGAAGGGUUGGUGGAUGUGGUGGUAGAGGUGGUAGGAGUGGAGGAGGUCGGCGGGGGGGNCGGCGGGGGGGUGUUGCUGGAGGCGGUUGUGGAGGAGGGAGUGGUUGGCACUGUGGAGAAGGGAGUGGUUUGCGCUGUGGAGGAGGGAGGUGCGGCCGUGGUGACGACCGUGAUGGAGGGGUUGUUCCCUUCGAGCGUGGUGAUGAGGUCGGAUAUGGAUGACACAGUGGCCUUUAUAUCGUUGAGAGAGGCGGUGACGGAGGUUUGGAGGGUGUUGAGAGUGUGGAGGAUGGCGGAGAGGUCAGGGGUGGCAGUGUUUGCUGGUGGUUGUUCGCCUGCGAGGUUGCGGGCGAUGCUAUCGACAGAGUCUGUGUGGAUGUCAGACAUGUUGAUGGAGGAUGUGGUCAUGUCGAGGGAAGAGGGGGUGGAGGACGCGGCCGGAAUGGAUGUGGAGGAUGCCGCAGCAGCGAUGGCUGAGGCGACGGCUGCGGAUGAGGUGGAGGCAGGCACGGCGGCGGCGGCUGCGCGUUGGGAGGUCUUGGAUUGGCGUGGUGGCAUGUGGAGAUUUGGGAGUGGCAGGGGGUGGGGGCGGGGAGGGUAUUUACAACAUUAAUUGAUUUAUUCAAAAAUAAAUAAAGGUAUCUGCAAAAACAAUAAAGGAAUAAAACGGGAAUUAAUUC
This is a messenger RNA of Chara braunii, 1637 nucleotides long. Lineage: Eukaryota; Viridiplantae; Streptophyta; Charophyceae; Charales; Characeae. The record is from the annotation of a GenBank genome assembly.